Molecule: messenger RNA, 4266 nt
Organism: Leptosia nina
Lineage: Eukaryota; Metazoa; Arthropoda; Insecta; Lepidoptera; Pieridae
Source: the annotation of a GenBank genome assembly
AUGGAUCCCAAUGGUCAUUGGAUUUUAUUGUGCCUCGCCCUCGUGAUAGCACCGCAGAGUUCCAGUGGAGGUACGGGACCAUGCCCGGCACCAGAAAAUAUACUCCCGUGUAUAUGUACAAGUAGAAACGAAGAGUUACAAAUAUGGUGCACACACAGCGACUUGGUUCAAGUACAAAAAGGGAUACAAAAAGUCGGACAGUACAUAAGACAACCCAUAGACGAAUUAAUCAUAGAGAAUAACUAUUUGCCUUCAUUACCAGGGAAAUUAUUCCAAAAUGUAAAUAUUGCACGUCUGAUGCUCAGGCACAAUGGCUUAGAAAGCGUUUCAGCAGCAUGGCUUGAAACGCAAGAAGACAAUUUGCUCGAAAUAUUCAUUGUGGAAAACGAACUUAAAAGCUUGCCAGCGGAAAGUUUAAUGAAGCUCCAAAAUUUACAAGCUCUAACAAUACAAUCGCAUAGCUUGAAACGAAUACCUGCGCUGAUAAAUUUGAAGAAACUGCGCUACGUGAACCUUCAAUCGGACAGCUUAACCAGCCUAAAUGAGCACACUUUCGAAAAUCUUCCAAACUUAGAUAAACUUUUUAUUCAAGGCAGCUCUAAACUCCAUAGUCUAAAGGAGAAUGCUUUUUACGAUUUGCCUAAACUCGCAAAGCUGGAAAUAAAAAACUGUGGUAUAACCAAUAUACACAUGAGAGCUUUAUCGCUGCUGCCUAUACUAAACGAGUUAAGUUUUAGUAACAAUUUCAUAUCAGAUGCUACAAUGGUCGGCAGAGCUACGAGAGACUUGCCUAUGCUUUCAACAUUGAAUCUGAAUCACAAUUACAUAUCCAAAUUAAAUGAAGGCGCUUUCGUAGACCAACCUAUGUUAGAGAUUUUACUACUAUCACAUAAUAAGAUUAACAUUAUUCAUCAUGGAGCUUUUCAUCGAGUCCCUAAGUUAAGAGUCGUAGAUCUCAAUUACAAUGAAAUAAUAAGGAUACACCCUGAAUCAUUCUUACAGCCGUCAGGAAGCGGCGUUGAAGAGUUAACAUUAAUUGGAAACAAAAUAAUGCAUAUUUCCGAAUUUCGUUCAUUACUUGAUGCAUUGCCCCGAUUGAAGUUUUUAGAUAUGAGUGAGAAUUACCUACAAGAAAUUCCCAGGGGGGCUCUAAGAGGCCACCCUAGUUUAGAACGUCUUCAUUUAAACAAAAAUAACAUAAAAUUCAUAGAAAAUGACGCUAUUACAGCUAUGCCAGCGUUGAGAGAACUUCACUUGAAUAAUAAUUCGCUGAGUGAUAUGAGUGAAGGACCAUUUUGGAACCUCCCUGCGCUAAAGGGUUUAGAUCUGUCACAAAAUUACUUUACGCGACUACAACCAAAGCUUCUUUUUAACAUACCAGCCUUAAGACGAAUAAACCUAAGUGGUAACCAGAUAUCGAUUAUCGACCCACUGACAUUUAUGGACUGUCCAUUAUUGGAACAUAUUAAUAUAUCGAAAAAUGGGCUUAUGUCUGUGCAUCCUGCAACGUUCAGAAAUCUAGAAAACUUAUACGAAAUUGACGCCAGUUCCAAUCGACUUCUGGAAUUUUUACCAGGACUGCCACGUGGCUUAGAACAAUUGCACCUGCAGAGAAAUCAAAUAACAACUUUACCGGCACCGCCUUCUCCGGAUUUAGAUCUACCGUCUUUAAGAACUCUCGAUAUUUCUAAUAAUGGCAUACAAAAAAUCCCUGUAAAUGGCCUGAGUACCAUGCAUAAUUUACGAAGACUUUACAUGAAACGCAACGGUUUAAAACAAAUAGAAACUAUGACGUUUAGCGAUUUACAACGGUUGGAAAUAUUGGACAUAAGCGAGAAUCAGAUAAUUUCUAUACAUCCGAGAAGCUUCGACAAACUCUCUCAUCUUAAGAAAGUAAAUUUACAUGGAAAUAACAUGGAAAAUUUUGAUUUCCUUGCGAUUGCAGAUAACGUCGCGCUUUCAUCAGUAGACUUUAGUAAAAAUAGAUUGAAAAGUAUAGCUCCAAGUACGAUAAAGCACCGUAUGGACGUUGAAGUAUUAAAUAUAUCUUCAAACAACUUGUACGAAUUACCAAAUACAUUGAAUAUGUUAUCUAAUUUAAGGGUUUUGGACGUCAGUUUCAAUAAUUUAAAACAUUUCGAUGGAAAUGUAAUCAACAAUAUACACACUCUAAAAGAGAUCAAAAUGCCAGGCAACAAAAUCUUAGAACUACGAACAGCGAGUUUUGAAAAUCUCAGCUCGUUAGAAACCAUUGAUUUACAUAAUAAUCAAAUUGAAAUAAUCCACCCGCGCGCCAUUGUUAAUUUGCCGAAUUUAACAUCGAUUUUCUUGAGCAGAAAUCACAUUAUCGAUUUACCAGAUAGGGCAUUUGCAAAUCUUUUAAAACUACGAAUACUAGAAUUACAAGGCAAUCGUUUACAAUUUGUAUCAAUGCGGGCCUUUGAGAACAUGCCAUUAGUACAAUAUUUGAAUGUGAGUAAUAAUCAUUUGACAAAUUUAGAAAAUUCUGGAAUUAGGACCCUAACAUCGCUGGAAGUUUUAGAUUUGGGCUUCAACAAAUUAACCAUGAUAACUAAAGAAUCUUUUCAACACAUGGAAUGGCUUGUUGAACUUAAUCUGGAUAGUAAUCACAUAUGCUCCAUAAAUGGCCAUCCCUUUGAUUUUAUGCCGAGAUUGAAAAUUUUGUCUCUUCGAAACAACAAAUUAACGUCAAUAGCUGAAAACAAUUUCUUGAAAUUAAGACAUAAUAUCGCUAUUUUUGACAUAAAUGGGAACCCAAUAAUAUGCAAUUGUGCAAUGAUUUGGCUCAAAUCCUGGUUAUCUGAGUCAACUUCGAGAGGACCUAAAUGCGCCGAUGGCACACAUGUCAAAGAUAUGCCGUUCGGCAGGAAUGACUGUAGAGGUAUGCCAAUAAAUGAGAAUGAUCAACGUUGUUUCAACCCGGAAAACGAGGCCCUACUACCGAAUAUUGGAGCAUCACAAGUGUUUUCUUCUUUAGACAAAAUUAAAGAUUACGCUUCAAAUAUAAGAAAUAAUUACCAUGUUAAUAAAAUAAACAGACCGUCCCCUGAAGAAUCGGAUUACUUUUACGAUGAUUAUGUAGACUAUCCAUACAACGAAACAUUACUAGAAAUAAAUAAUGAUUUAGGGCAACGUAAUACCACAAAUAAAAUUAUUGGCAAUACCCCAACACUGUAUGCAGCAAUGAAAAAUACAACAGAGAAGAAACCAAGUACCUACAAAACUUCAACCACAGCGACUCCACCAAAAAGUGGUUUUACAUUUUUUGGCCUACCGUUACCUUCAAUUGACAUGGGAAAGCUGUUAAAUACAGGUCGCAAAAUAGACUGGUCCGAAAAUAGAGAUCAACAAAAUAUCAAAAAAUAUUCAACAACAGACAUACCAAAGUUUGAAACUGGUGGUUUCACUCCUAUGCUACCACCAACAUCUGGUGGUUUUUCACCAAUCCCGUAUCCACUGCCGAGUCCCAAGACAAACAUCACGCACACUGUUAUAAGUGAUGGAGGCAAAAUUAGGCACGGCAACAUGGGUAAAAUUGACCAACAUUUUAUGAUGCACCUUAAAGAACCAACAAUGGGUACAAUUAAAAAUUCUACAACACACAAGAAGACUAAAAGCGAAAUUCAUGAAUUACAAGCUUAUUUAGACAAUGAUAACAGCACCCAUAUAGCUUAUAAUAGGACUAAAAAUGUAGAGGAGCAAAAGAGUGAUCCAGCCAACAUGAGCAAAUACAACAUGAUGGAAUCAAACUUUUCAAUCACACAUAUUACUGAAAAAGAGGGGAUAAUAACUACUGACACUAAUAUGUUACAAACAUGGUUUGAAACAACUAGUAUAAAACCAUCAACACACAGACCAAUUACUAUAAGACCUGCUAAAGCUCAUGUAAUAGAGAGUCAGCCAACGGCACUAUCAGCUGUUACAAUACAGAAAGAUGACCUCAAAUGGAAUAGCAGCAGAGCAGCAACAAUAACUAAAGUCAGCAUGCCCCAUGCGGAACAUUAUGAUUCACACAACGAUUACUCUCCAGUAAUAAACAGAGAAGCUAAAACAAGAUUUUCAGACCUGCCUAUGAUUGAUAAUAAAAGCUCAACGAGUGAUAAGGAAUGGUACUACCAGAACUAUAAUAAAUCGAAUCUAGAUCCUUAUAUUGCACCUGGAAUACAUACAUCAAUUUCAAAUAGAAAUCUAUCUUGGUUAAAUUUAUUGGUUUUAAGCUUUAUAUUGUGUAUUGAUAUUUUAUGA